UUCCUGCUAAUAUUCCAUCAGUUUCUCGGGAAAAUCUACUAUGGCAGAUUGGACCCAACUCCCCAAGGAACUACUAGAACUUAUCUCCAAACGCCUAGGAACCCACUAUGACGUCAUCCGUUUCCGUUCCGUUUGCUCCACCUGGCGCUCCGCCGUUACUGCCCCCAACCGCUGCCGCAACCGCUUCGCUCCCCGUUUCCCGCUUCUCCCUAUUUCCUCCCAAUUCUCCCUCUCAAAGCGCUCCGUAUUCCUCCUCGGAUCACCCACAACUAGAACCCAAACAAACGCUUGGAGCCCCUCCUCGUGGGUAAUCAAAAUCGAAGAAGAUCCGAUGAACGGCAGAGUCCAGCUUUUGAACCCUCUCUCAAGGUCUCGUUUCGAUUCUCUCCCUGAUAAUUUCCCCAAACCUUUAAAUUUGUUGGAUUUUAGGGUUCUUGAAUUGGGUGAAGAAUAUGUGCUUCAUUAUUUAACUCAUCACAGUGUGGGCAACUUGUACAUGGAAAAAGUUGUCCUGUCUUGUUUAGAAGAUAAUGUUAAUGAUUUCAUUAUACUUACAAUUCAUGUUUCUGGGAAAUUAGCAAUGUUUAAAUCUAGUGUUAAGAAAUGGGCUAUAAUUCAAGACAUGCCAUCUCCUUUUGACGAUGUGAUAUUAUAUAAAGGGAAUUUUUAUGCUGUUGAUAAUACUGGUAGGACUGUGGUUGUGGGAUUGGAUUUCGAGACAAAUUUGAUUGCUAUGCCUGUUUUUGGUGGUGAUAAGAAGUUUUUGGUUGAUUCAAAGGGUGAGUUAUUGUUGGUUGAUAUGUAUUUGAGUAUUGAAUCUGAGCCCGGUUCAUCUUCUUCUUCGGCCGGUUUCGGGCUCGUCGAGGAGUAUUUUGAAAACCUUGCUUUGUAUAUGAACGAGAGGACGGUUAAGUUUAAGGUUUUUAAGUUGGAUGAUGUUGGUAAGCAGUGGGUUGAAGCUAAGGAUUUGGACAAUCGCGUGUUAUUUUUAGGUGAUGGUUGCACCUUUUCUGCUUCAAUAGAAGAUUUAUCCGUGUGUAGAGGGAAUUGCAUAAUCUAUGUGGAUAAUUUCUUCUAUUCACUCGGGGAAGAAGAUGGAGCGUCGGAGCAUUGUGAUAUAGGUGUAUUCGAUUUGGAAAGCGGUUCUAUAGGACCAUUAACAAAGUUUCCUCAAUUUUCCGAGCUAUUCUGGCCACCACCUCAUUGGAUUUCAUCCACAACAGCAUCGGAUUUCCGAUUUGGACAAUUCCGUUAAGCGCUCUGUCCAUGAGCCUGCCAUUUUAUAUUUACUUCUUGCACAAAUAAACGUCGGAGAAUCAGCCUAGCCUAUAUGAUCGGGUUGUAUAUGGCUGAUUGUCUACCUAUGGUUAUCGGAGAAUCAGCCUAGUGUAGUACGUGUCGUACUUCUGCUUCAUCAUUGGGCUGUAUAUGGCUGAUUAUCUACCUAUUGUUGUUCUUUGUAUAUACUAUCCAACUGAAGCAGCUAUCAUACUGAUCUUUUGGGAAUUCAAUCAUAAAUUUAUACUUUGCUCGGAUUCUUUUUUUUUUUCUGGAAA
Gossypium arboreum is the source of this 1556-nucleotide messenger RNA. RefSeq names its product F-box protein SKIP23-like. The coding region runs from base 41 to 1255 and encodes 404 amino acids. Lineage: Eukaryota; Viridiplantae; Streptophyta; Magnoliopsida; Malvales; Malvaceae. The transcript has 3 exons. Gene Ontology annotation, molecular function: protein binding. The record is from RefSeq and is a predicted model, not a curated record.